AUGAAGACCUGCCUGAAGAGGGCCCAUCUUUGAAGAAUCUUCUCCUGAUGGUCCUGGUUCCAUUGUUUGCUAUUUUGAUUCUCAUUAUAUUAGUUGGUCUUUUUGUCUGGAAAUGGGCCCAAAGCCGGCGGAGACAUAUGCCAUUUGGGUCUAAUGAACUGGGCGAUGUGGAUUUUAUGCUGAAGAACUCUCUGGCUGGGGACAACACCUUAGAAGUCCUGCUGAAUGAUGACUGCACUACUGGAAGUGGAUCUGGGCUGCCUUUUCUAGUCCAAAGAACUGUGGCUCGGCAGAUCACCUUGGUUGAAUGCGUUGGCAAAGGACGCUAUGGGGAAGUGUGGCGUGGUACUUGGCAUGGGGAGAAUGUGGCUGUCAAGAUUUUCUCUUCCCGUGAUGAGCAGUCAUGGUUCCGUGAGACUGAGAUUUACAACACGGUGCUGCUAAGGCAUGACAACAUCUUAGGAUUCAUUGCGUCAGACAUGACAUCACGGAAUUCAAGUACUCAACUCUGGCUAAUCACCCACUAUCACGAGCAUGGCUCCCUCUAUGAUUACUUGCAAUGCACAGUGUUGGACGUGGAGACCUGCUUGCGUUUGGCCACCUCAGUCAUCUGUGGGCUCCUUCAUCUGCACGUGGAGAUCUUUGGCACCCAGGGCAAGCCUGCCAUUGCUCAUCGGGAUCUGAAAAGCCGGAAUAUCUUGGUCAAGAACAAUAAGCAGUGCUGCAUUGCUGAUUUAGGAUUGGCAGUUAUGCAUUCCCAGAGCAGUGAUUACUUGGAUAUUGGGAACAACCCACGAGUGGGCACCAAACGCUACAUGGCACCUGAAGUUUUGGAUGAACAGAUUCGUAUGGAUUGUUUUGAAUCCUUCAAGCGGACAGACAUCUGGGCUUAUGGUCUGGUCCUGUGGGAGAUAGCCCGAAGAACCAUUGUGAAUGGGAUUAUUGAAGAUUAUAAACCUCCUUUCUUUGACUUGGUUCCAGUCGACCCCAGCUUUGAAGACAUGAAAAAAGUGGUUUGCAUUGACCAGCAGACACCCACCAUUCCCAAUCGGAUGUUCUCUGACCCAGCUUUAUCUUCCCUAGCUAAGAUCAUGAAAGAAUGCUGGUUCCAGAGUGCACCAGCAAGACUCACAGCUCUGAGGAUUAAAAAGACACUGAAAAAACUCAGCAACUCCUUCCACAAAGGCAAAUACUCUCCUAGCUUCUAG
Molecule: messenger RNA, 1208 nt
Organism: Protobothrops mucrosquamatus (brown spotted pit viper)
Lineage: Eukaryota; Metazoa; Chordata; Lepidosauria; Squamata; Viperidae
Gene: ACVRL1
Product: activin A receptor like type 1
Exons: 7
Biological process (GO): cellular response to growth factor stimulus; dorsal/ventral pattern formation; heart development
Cellular component (GO): plasma membrane; BMP receptor complex
Molecular function (GO): SMAD binding; ATP binding; transforming growth factor beta receptor activity, type I
Source: RefSeq, a predicted model, not a curated record